Molecule: messenger RNA, 1902 nt
Organism: Symbiodinium sp. CCMP2592
Lineage: Eukaryota; Dinophyceae; Suessiales; Symbiodiniaceae
Source: the annotation of a GenBank genome assembly
AUGCUGCUGGAAGGUGCGGGUUAUGGUCCAGCCUCCAACGAGUGGAGGAGGCCUGUUGUGCAAUUGUUGUUCGCGCGGGUUAAUACUGCAAAGCGGCAGCUGCAACUUGUGCUGGAGCAGCAGGGGCUCGCUCAAGACCAAUGGAAGGAAGCUGGAGACCAAGAAAGUGCUUGGGAGCAACAGCUGCGACUGGCGCUGCAGGAGAAGGCGAUAGCAGUGGGGAUAUUGCAGAAGGCCGCAGAGGCCAACGACGAGACGAAGAUCAAAGCGGCCAAGGAGGAGGUCGAGGCGGCCGAGACGAAGAUCAAAGCGGCCAAGGAGGAGGUCGAGGCGGCCGAGAAGAAGGUCGCGGCGGGUCCAGCCCAGGAAUUGCCGGGACCGACUGUGCCGGUGGAUUUGGGCGAUUUCGGGCUCCUCGAGCUUGGGGAGUUCAAGGCCGACGAGCUGCUCGACGUCAAGCAGUUCAUGGACUUCGUGGCACCCAACACGACCGCUGACAGACCGCUCUUCCUGCGAAAGCAUCUCCUCAACGUGCACAACAAGGCAGUGGAGGCUUUGCAGGCGGAGAAGAUUCGCCUGGUGUCGCUGGUCGGCUGCCCCGGCACCGGCAAGACGUGGUGCGGGUGGCUGGUGGCCUACACCCUGCAGAAGGUGGGCAAGAAGACCCUGCACCUCACCAUCAGGAACUCGACCGUGACGGCCAUCGCCAACUUCCAGGUGAAGAAGCAGUACACGAAGGUGAGCUGGAACGAGUACAUGCUCGAGCAGGUCCUGAGAGAGUCGGAGUGCCAGGUCUGCAUCGUGGACGUGAGCAUGGACAAGCCGGAUGCGGCCACCGACAUCUUCAUCGGCAUCCGGCAGCUGAUCGAGGACGGAAAGUUCGCUGACGUGAAGUUCAUGGGGCUGCUGUCGGGCCACGGCCAGGAGAAGAUCACAGGCAAGCAGCUGCCUCUGCAGGUCAUACAAACGCUUGUGCUUUGGAGCUGGAGCGAAGAGGAGGUCACCACCCUACGUACAAAGCUGAAAGAUGCAGGUUCGAAGCCUCCAUCUGACGAGGCCUACACGGUGUGUGGAGGAUCUGUGCGGUAUCUCUUCCGAUGCGAAGAAGACGAGAAAAGAACUAGAAAAGCCGUGAAAGGGCUCUCCCAAGAUGAGAUGAAGAAGUUGCUUGCCCUGGAUAUGACCUUAGACGACCAGCAGGGGAAGAACCGCAGCAGACUUCUCUCGUUCUUUCCCGCCAGUGGUGCUUCCAACGCAGAGGAUGCGACCUUCGCAGAGGGCGUCAGCGAAGCACGGCCGAUGCCCCGCUCCGACUUCGUCAUCAAGUGCAUCAAGCAGAACCAGCACGCGAAGUUUGAGGAGGUGCUGAGCAUGUACGGGAAGCUCUCGGGCAUGAACCCAGGCGCCGCCGGAAGUGCCUUCGAGGUCUUGGUCCACCUGUUCUGGCAGGAGGCUGCCGCGAAUAAGCAGAAGGUGGGGCUUUCACUUAAGGUUGGGGGCAAGGAGAUCGCCAAUGUGGAAGUGGAUUGCGCAGAGUUCCCGCAAAGCCCUAAAAGUAUCGAAGAGUAUGACAAGGAGGCCGUCGCAGUCCACAACAACCUUGUGGGCUACUUCACGUCUGACAGCCAGCGAUAUCCUGUGCUCGACAGCAUUCUCAGGUUCAAGUUUGCCGGGAAGACCGAGGUGUUGGCCAUCCAGAUCAGCAUUGCAAAGGAGCACAAGCAUGGCCCGCUUGAAGACCAGCCGCAGUUGCUGCCGCCUGCGCCAACCAAGCCGCAGUUGGCUUUGUGGGACUUUCGCAAGGGAGAGAAACCCUGCGAGUGGAAGCCCAAAGAUUCUCAUGACUGGGAGCUGCUGCACGUUAGCUGCCAAGACUUUGACAAGCGGAUGGGGUGCAGUUGA